Hypanus sabinus (Atlantic stingray) is the source of this 3077-nucleotide messenger RNA. Its product is annotated as complement C1q subcomponent subunit B-like. Gene Ontology annotation, molecular function: protein binding. Lineage: Eukaryota; Metazoa; Chordata; Chondrichthyes; Myliobatiformes; Dasyatidae. The record is from RefSeq and is a predicted model, not a curated record. The transcript has 3 exons. The coding region runs from base 106 to 843 and encodes 245 amino acids.
CAACACAAACCUCCCCUUUCAGUACUGCGAGACUUUUUUUUUGAAAAUUUCAUUUAGCAAAUCUUAAUCUUUCAGCCUUCAGACAACAGUCAAGUGUGGUCCCACAUGACAAUGUCUCAUCAAAUACAUUAUUUGGGGUUCGUUCUCUUGUAUAUCCUAAUGGUAACAGCAGAUCGAGACACUUGCCCAGCUUCUAACAGAAUUCAUGGGACUCCUGGUCGGCCUGGAAUUCCUGGACUUCCUGGAAAAGAUGGCUUGGAUGGGUUUCCCGGGCAGAAAGGGAAUCCAGGUCCUCCUGGAUCGGUUGGCACAACCAGCAGUAAAGGAGAGAAAGGUGAACAAGGCAUUGAAGGCCCGCCUGGCAAAGUCGGACCUGAUGGUGAGAGCGGAGAAAAGGGAGAAAAGGGUGAAGCAGGAAAGAGGGGCCAGAAAGGAGAUGUAGGAGAUAUGAGUGCUCAGAAGUCGGCCUUUUCCAUGGCAAGAAACACUGAUAAGCCACCACGAAAAGGGUCAACGAUAAUAUUUGAAAAGCGGAUCAGUAAUGAACAAAACCAUUACUCUCCUAGGUCAGGAAGAUUCAUGUGUCAUAUCCCAGGCCUGUAUUACUUCACAUACCAUGCAACUUCAAAAGGAUAUCUGUGUGUUGACUUAAUGUAUAACAGGGUAAAGGUGGUCACUUUUUGUGAUCAGGUUUACAACUCGUUCCAGGUCAGCUCAGGGGGAGUCGUUCUUAAACUGAAUACAAAUGAUAUUGUCUAUCUUCAAGCAACAACCUCCAAUUCGAUACGAGGACAGCAGGGAGCUGACAGUGUCUUCAGUGGAUUCCUCAUAUUUCCCGACUAAAAGGCCAACUGCUAAUCAAUCAGAGUUGCCUCAUACAUCAGGGAAAAUGGCCCUUCUGCACAACUAAUCCAUACUAAGCAUGGUGCACACUUACCCCCAAACUGAUCCCAUUUGCCCGUGUUUGGCCUAUAUCCCUCUAAACCACUCAUAUCCAUGUACUUAUCCAAAUAUUUCAUCGUCCAUGCCUCAACCAUUUACUUCAGCUGUUACACCACUCUCUGCAUGAAGAAGUUUCCUCUCAGGUCCCCUUUAGAUUUCUCACCUCUUAACUUAAACCUGUGCCCUAUAGUUUUUAUUUCCCUUUCCCUGUGAAGAAGACUACAUGCACUUCAUGAUUUGAUAUGCCUCAUUAAUGUUAGCCUACAUUCCAAGAAAUAAAAUCCUAGACUGCCCCAGUGCUCCCUGUAAUUCAGGUCUCCGAGCACUGGCUGUAUCCUUGUAAAUCUCUCUGCACUCUCUCCAGUUUAAUGAUAUAUUUCCUAUAAAAGGGUGAUCAAAACUGUGCAUAAUACUUUGAGUGUGGUCUCACCAACAUCUUGUGCAAAUGCAAAAUAACAACCCAACACAUUUGUGUUCAGUGCCCUUACUGCUGAAGACCUGUGUGCCAAACAACAUUUUCACUACCUUGCCUCCUUAUACCACUUUCAGUGAACUAUAUGCUUGUCCUUCUAGGUUUCUAUGUCCACAACACUCUCCAGUGCCCUACCAUUCACUGUGAAUGUCCUGUCCCUGGUUUGAGUUCUCUAGGAUUUGUAUGUUCUCCCUGUGACCACAUGGGUUUCUUCUGAGUGCUCUGGUUUCCUCUCACAGUCCAAAGAUGUACUGGCUGGUAGGUUAAUUGAUCAUUGUAAGUUAUCCCAUGAUUAGGCUAAAGUUAAAUCUGGGAUUGCUGUGCGGCGCAGCUUGUAGAGCUGGAAGGCGGUAUCUCAAUAAUUAAUUAAUAGAUAAAUAAAAAAGUAACAAAUUUCACUUAUCUGAAUUGAAAGCCAUUUGCCAAUUCUUAGCUCAAUUACCCAGCUAAUCAAGACACUUGGCAAGUUUUCAUAACCAUCUCAACACCACUUAAUUUAGUAUCAUCUGCAAAUUUAUAAACCAAGCCUUGUACAGUCACAUUCAAAUCAUUUCUAUAAAUUAUAAACAGAGAAGUUCCCAGCACCAAUCCCUGUGACACACCACUAGAUACAGGCAGAGAAAAAACCUUCAAUUAUCACCCUCUGCUUCCAACCAACCAGCCAGUUAUGAAUCCAGUCCACCUUUUGGAUCCCAUGUGAUCUAACCUUCUGGGUGAGGCUGCCAUGCAUGCCAUGUCAAAGGUCUUGCUGAAAUUCAUAUAAAUAACAUCCACUGCCCCACCUUCAUCUAUUCUCUUGUGAUAGGGCUUUCAGAUUUAGCAGACAUGCCUUCCCAAGCAUAAAGGCAUGCUGACUACCCCUAAUCAGGCCAUGUCUGUCCAAAUAUUGAAAGAUCCCAUCUCUCCAAAUCCCAUCCAGUAACUUACCCUUCAGUGAUGUCAGACUCACUAGCCGGUAGUUCCUUGGAUUGCCUUUUACUGCCCUUCUUAAAUAAAAAAAACAACAUUAAACCACCCUCCAAUCUUCUGGAACUUCACUUGUAACUAAAGAUGAAGUAAGUAUCUCUGCAAGGGCCUCUACACUUCCUUCUCUCGCUUCUCACAAAAUCCGAACAUGUAUCUAUGCGUAUGUGCUUUAAAGGUGUGACUACCUCAUCAUUGGUAAUUCUUAUGUGCUCCAAGCCAACACCACUCAUUUCCCUCAAUUCUUCCCACAAUUUCCCUCUUUUUCUCCAUAGUAAAGACUGACACAAAAUAUUCUUUAAAGAUCUCACUUGUCUCCUGGGUCUCCAUGCACAGAUAACCAUGCUUAUCUUCAAGAGGACACUUUCUUUCCCAAACCACCCUUAUACUCUUAAUAUACGGUUCAUAUAGAACCGCUGUGGAAGGAAGGUUGAAAUUGUAUUUCAGAAACAAGAAUUUGGGAUGACAGCAGUGAACAACUAACACUGAUAUCUGAAAUUUCCCUGCUUAAUAUUAAUGAGGACAUUUAACAUACUUAAAAAGAAAAAGUUAUUGUCUUCAUUGAAGAGUUUUCAGAGAUACAGCUUUAUUUGAAGACCUCAAAAAUGACAUUGUAGUAAUUCUUCUUUCUUUGAUCACAUAAGCUAAUGCCAAAUUAUUUUAAAAGUUAUUGUCUUUGGCAUGUUUCUGUCAUUCAAAC